This is a messenger RNA of Formica exsecta, 2936 nucleotides long. It is a transcript of the gene DNAlig3, whose product is annotated as DNA ligase 3. Lineage: Eukaryota; Metazoa; Arthropoda; Insecta; Hymenoptera; Formicidae. The transcript is spliced from 19 exons. The record is from RefSeq and is a predicted model, not a curated record. Gene Ontology annotation, molecular function: zinc ion binding; DNA ligase (ATP) activity; ATP binding. Gene Ontology annotation, cellular component: DNA ligase III-XRCC1 complex. Gene Ontology annotation, biological process: DNA biosynthetic process; DNA recombination; mitochondrial DNA repair. The coding region runs from base 78 to 2936 and encodes 952 amino acids.
AAUUCUCCGGCUAAUGUUUUGAGACGAUGAUGAUGGCAUCGUUCGAUGACUGCGACGAGCGAGACAGGUGAGUCGUCAUGUCGAGCGACAUUGAGGAGGAAGAGCAGCAGCAGGGGGAAGAAAAACCGUUUGCCGUGGAACGUGCGAAGUCCAGACGCGCAAAAUGCAAGAGAUGCAAGUGCGUCAUCGAGAAGGGCGAGAUACGGAUCGGCAAGUACGUGACGAGCUUCUUCGCGGAUGGAAAAUUGAUGCCGGCCUGGCACCAUGUCACCUGUUUGUUCGAAGCGUUCGCUAAACAGCGCGCGACAACCAAGAGAAUCGAUGAUCCCGCGGAGGAUGUGAAGGGUUGGGAGCAGUUAUCCGACGACGAUAGAAAGCUCAUCCUGGACAAGCUGGAGGAAUUCGAGAAAUCUUAUCCUACGAAGAUUUCGAAAAAGACUGCGUCGCCGCGGAAAACAGUUCCUUCCUCGAGUAGUACUUCGGGAAAAACGGCGGAAAAGAAAAAGAAAGAGGCCACAACGGAUGACAAGGAGAAAGAUAAAGAGGAAAGGGGAAAGAUCUCGUCGAAGGAUGACUCCUUUCGCGAAUUUCGACGCGUAUGCAGCAACAUCGCCAGUGUCGACGCCUACACCGACAAGACUGCGAUUAUUAAGAGGAUGUUUACAAGAGGAAUGCAGGGAGACGGUUUUAAGGGCGACAUCGUGCUCUGGUGCAAAUUGCUGCUGCCCGGCGCUGUAAAGAGAAUAUACAAUCUGCAAAGCAAGCAGCUGAUAAAACUGUUCGCGCGAAUGUUACUCCAGGACGAGGACGCGAUGCUGGAACAUCUGGAGCAAGGUGACGUGGCCGAGACGAUCAGCGUGUUUUUCGAGAACAGCGAUGCCGUGUCGCCUUGUACUGCGAGUGUGUUGACGAUCCAAGACGUUGAUCUUUUUUUGGAAGGAUUGUCGCGUUUAACCAAGGAGGAGGAACAGAUCCAGCAUUUUCGAUCCAUCCUCGAUAGAUGUACCUCCAACGACCUCAAGAUAAUCGUGCGUCUGAUCAAGCACGAUCUGAGGAUCAACGCCGGUCCGAAGCACAUUCUCGAGGGGGUCCAUGUGGACGCGUACAAGGCCUUUCAGAUGUCCCGAGAUUUGGAAGCGGUGAUACAUCGUUUUCUGCCGGAUUCGGAGGAAAAGCCUUCGAACACCUCGGGCUCGCCAUCAAGUCGGAAUAAAGUAGCCAUCUCGCUGAUGACGCCCGUCUUACCGAUGCUGGCAGAGGCGUGUACAUCCGUGGCAAUGGCGAUGCGAAAGUGCCCGAACGGGAUGUUAUCCGAGGUCAAGUACGACGGCGAGCGCGUGCAGGUGCACAAAAGCGGAAACGACUUUCGAUACUUUAGCAGAUCCCUCAAACCGGUCCUGCCGCACAAGGUAAAUCUGUUCAAGGAUUACAUAGCACAGGCGUUCCCCGACGGUGACGAUUUGAUUCUCGAUUCCGAGGUUCUCAUGGUCGACAAUGAGACCGGGCAACCCUUGCCUUUCGGCACCUUAGGAAUUCACAAAAAAGCCGAAUUUAAAAACGCCAAUGUGUGCCUCUUUGUUUUUGAUUGUCUGUACUACAACGGAGAGAUACUUAUGAACAAACCUAUGUUGGAGCGCAGAAGGAUUCUGAAAGACAGGAUGACCGAGAUACCGAGUAGAAUAAUGCUAUCAGAAGUUCACGAAGUUCAUGAUCCGCGUGCUCUGGCGGAAAGAAUCAUGUACGUGUUGAAAUUGGGUCUCGAGGGUUUGGUCCUAAAGGACAUCGAUAGCAAGUACGAGCCAGGCAAGAGACACUGGUUGAAGGUAAAGAAGGACUAUUUGUGCGGGGGUGCAAUGGCUGAUAGCGCAGACCUCGUCGUGCUUGGCGCAUGGUACGGCACAGGCAAUAAAGGUGGCAUGUUAUCGAUCUUCUUAAUGGGCUGCUAUGACGAGGAACGCGAUAAGUGGUUAACCGUGACCAAAGUCCACACGGGACAUGACGAUACCACCUUGACGGAGCUGCAGGACCAGCUCGACAUGGUGAAGAUCGGCAAGGAUGUUGAGAAGCUGCCGAGCUGGUUACACGCCAACAAACCCAUGGUGCCGGAUUUUGUGGCAAGAGAUCCCAAGAAACAACCGGUAUGGGAAAUCACGGGGGCCGAGUUUACGAAUCAGGGGGUACACACCGCGGACGGUAUCAGCAUCCGAUUUCCGCGUGUCACACGGAUCCGUCACGACAAGGAUUGGUCCACGGCCACCAGCUUGAACGAGUUACGCGGGCUCUUCAAGAAGAAGCCGGAUUCAGUCGACUUUAGUCAUCUGCUCGGAACAUUGGCCGACGUCGAGGAUAUUCCGAGAAAAAGAUCUCCCAAUCCGGCUACGUCGCCGAGAAAAUUUGAGAAAAAGGCAAGGAAGAUAACGAGCUCGCUGGACGAGCCGUCAACAAGCUUCAAAAUUGAGGAUGUAUCAGAAGAAUUCUUCGAAAGACGGAAGAGGAAUAAAUGCGACGAAGAACCCGAUAGUAUCGCGGAUAUCCAGCCGCGGAGCAAGAAAUUGAAAGUGUCGAAGAUCGAGACGGAGGCGACAGUCAAAAGAGACGUGGGAUCGGAUUCGGAAGAGAAUACGGAGCUGAAUCGUGACGUCGAUUGUUAUCUUACCAGCGGAACGAAUGCGGAAGGAUCCUCCAAGUUCUCGAGCGUUCUCGAUGCAAAGGACGAGGAUAACAGAUCCAAUAAUGUCCUGCAAGAUGUACGAGCGAGUUUAGCGCCCGGCUUCGACAAGAGCAGAAGGAAGGAUGUGCAAAGGAUGCUCAAAAAACUCGGCGCCACGAUAGUAACGGAGAAUAGACCAGACUUGACGACGACCCACGUCAUUCACACGCGCGCGGAAAUUCCGUCCACGGCCGUUCUCAUGUGGGUGAAAGAGCAGUUUGGCUAA